Molecule: messenger RNA, 1659 nt
Organism: Anthostomella pinea
Lineage: Eukaryota; Fungi; Ascomycota; Sordariomycetes; Xylariales; Xylariaceae
Source: the annotation of a GenBank genome assembly
AUGCUUGGCGGGCUGAGCAUGUGUACAACAUCCUGGGUGGUGGCGCUGGUCCCCAUGCUGGCCCAGCUACGAAUUCAGGAAAUCCACCUCCUCCUCAAAUACUUCCGCAAUAUCCGCAACAAUUCCGGUCCGUACCGCAUGAUCCGCAACAAUCCAGUCAACCUCGUGGCGCUGGUCAGAGCCAUCCAGCUCAACAUCUCCAACGUGGUCCCAGAGAGGGUCCCACAUUCCCCUUGGUGGCUACAACAGGAGAUCCUGGUAUCGAUUACGCACCAUACUUUACCGCCACCGCCGACGCUUUCUGGGAUUACCCAAAUCGACGGUGCUGAGGAAGCCUUUCGCGGUGCUGGUCAUCGUCCCGGUGCUGGUCCUGGGCUCGGUUCUGGCCAGAGCCAGCCAGCCCAAGGUUUCCAGAGUGUUUUCCAAGGUGUUCCCAGAGACCAUGGUCGUUUCGAACCCCAGGGGGUUAUAACAGGAAACGCUUCCAUUGUCGCCGCAGACUAUGAACAGGAGUCCGGUGUAUUGACCCUGGGACCCGUUCAGGGAGCUUUUCCGGGUACUCAGGCAGCUCAGUGGCCUGCAAUGACAAGGCCCCACGUGCAGCAGCAGCAAUUCGUGCAGCAAAAUUCUCAACAGUCUUCGACACAGCUGCAGCCCCGUCACCCGCACAACCGAGGAGUUUUUCAUUUGACCACACCUGAAUCCCUCGCCUGGAACAACGAUCAGCAGCUUCAGACUGAGAAUCAGCUCCAGUCCGAGAACCAGCUCCAGUCCGAGGAUCAGCUCCAGUCCGAGAAUCAGCUCCAGAACGAGAAAAAACGGCUUCUCAAUCAGUAUAAGGACAAAAAGAUCACGCUUGGUGAACUCCGAAAGCUUUCCUGGCAGCUGUCUUCCCACCAUUCCGUUCAGAACAAUCAACGCCCCGCUCCCAACGAAAGCUACGAGAAUAGAGCAGCCGAUCACGACACCGCCCCUGACGCACCAGUCAAUCACGAUACCGCCCAAGACGAAGCAGUCGACGUAGACCAGAUACUCCAAGAACUCAGAGCAGAAGGCUUGGACGACGCCAUUAUGGAGAACGCAGGCAACGACAACGUCCACAUCAAAACCGAGUACGACGAGGACGUUGACAUGGAGGCCGGUGGCAACGCAAUGGGACCUGCGCCCCUACAAGACAUCCGUGACGUCCCUGUCUACGAUAACGCCAACCAACUUCGUGUCGAGAACUACGUGAACGACAUGCCCAACAAUCCGACCAAUUUGCUGGCCGCUGAGCAGCAUUACCUUCAGCUUAUCGUCGCGCAAGAGCUUGCGAACCGAGGUGUUACGGACUUUUUUCUCAUCCGCAACACAUUCGUCAUGCAGAUCCUACCCGUCCCUAACCCCGGCUCCGGUGCCGAGCCUGUCCCGCAGCCCGCCAACCAGAGACUGUUGGUAACCUUGCAGCAACGCCCGGGUGGUUCUGUGUGGGUUCGCCGAGACGGCGAGACAAGAACCAGAAUGGGAUGGACGGUGGUCAACAUGGCCAACUACAUCGACCGGCACCACGACGACGAGCACCGCCAGCGGGCCGACUGGAUCGAGAUGGUCAACAGCUGGCCUCCCUUCCCUGAGGGCACCAUCGACCCCCAUGCUCCCGACUGCCGCAUGACGAUCUAG